UAACAACACAAAAAUAAAAAGAAAUCUUACAUUAUGAGUAAUGCGACAAAUAACAACAGUGGAAGUUUAGAAUCAAAAUUCGCACGCCUUGGCGUGAACAACUCAGAUAACCGUCCUCAAACUUCUCGCUAUGUGCCUCCUCAUAUGAGAGCGCCUCACCACCAAGAAGAGCAAUCCAAUGGGCGUGGAAAUAUGGGCUCAACAUGGAGCAAGCCGACUGACCGUGCUGUGCGUUCAGACAGCUGGCAAUCUUCUAGGUCUGAUUAUGGGAGAUCUGGAGGUUGGAGUGAUAAAAGUAUGGGUGGCUACAGUAAUAGACCCAACUUUUACGAACGGGGUUCAUACGGUGGCAAAUAUGCACGGGGUGACCAAGAUUAUGUGCCUCGUCGAGAUGAAAGUCAAGGAUAUUGGAAGAAUGGAGUUCAUCACUUUGCCGCCCGCAACCCUCGUAUCGAGCAUGAGUUGUUUGGUGCUCCUGAAGACGUCGAUCGUCAACAUACCGGCAUCAACUUUGAAAAGUACGACGAUAUUCCUGUCGAAGCCAGCGGCACUGACGUUCCCGAGCCCAUCACGCAGUUCACUUCUCCACCUUUGGACCAACAUCUGCUUAGCAACAUUGACUUGGCUCGCUACACCACCCCAACUCCUGUCCAGAAGUACUCUAUUCCAAUUGUUGAGGCGGGAAGAGAUCUGAUGGCCUGUGCUCAGACCGGUUCGGGAAAGACCGCAGGAUUUCUCUUCCCCGUGUUGUCAAAGCUGUUUUCAGAUGGCCCCAUUGCUUCCGCUCCCCCACAGGAAGGAAAUAGACCCUCCUACCUGCGUACCAAAAAGGCUUACCCAAGUGUCAUUAUUCUCUCGCCUACUCGUGAAUUGACCUGCCAAAUUUACGAUGAAGCACGGAAAUUCGCUUACCGCAGUUGGGUUCGACCAUGUGUAGUAUAUGGUGGCGCAGACAUCGGACAACAGCUGCGGCAAAUUGAACGAGGUUGUGAUCUUCUGGUGGCUACACCGGGUCGCCUCGUGGAUCUAAUUGAACGCGCGCGGAUCUCUCUCUCGCAAAUCAAGUAUCUCGUGCUCGAUGAAGCUGACAGAAUGCUUGACAUGGGUUUCGAGCCUCAAAUUCGACGCAUUGUAGAGCAGGAGGAUAUGCCAGGGGUGGAAGAUCGUAUCACUUUGAUGUUCAGUGCAACUUUUCCAAGAGAUAUCCAGUACCUGGCUCGCGACUUUUUGAAGGAAUACAUCUUCUUAUCGGUUGGAAGGGUUGGUUCAACCUCUGAAAAUAUCACCCAAAAGAUUGAGUAUGUAGAAGAUGAAGACAAACGUUCCGUUUUACUGGAUAUUCUACAUUCUUCCGAAUUGACGGGCUUGACGCUCAUCUUUGUUGAAACCAAGCGAAUGGCCGAUAUGCUAUGCGACUUCCUGGUUGGUCAAAACUUUCCUGCUACAGCCAUUCAUGGAGAUCGUACACAAAGGGAACGUGAAAGAGCCUUAGAUUCAUUCCGUAAUGGUCGAACCCCCAUUAUGGUGGCUACUGCCGUGGCUGCUCGUGGUUUGGACAUAGCGAACGUUGGACAUGUCAUUUCUUAUGACCUUCCCACCGACAUUGAUGAUUAUGUUCAUCGCAUUGGUCGUACUGGCCGUGCUGGUAAUACUGGAUCUGCAACCGCAUUCUUCAACCGUGGCAACAAAGGUAUUGCUGGCGAUCUCAUUGAUAUCCUCAAGGAAGCUAAUCAAGAGGUCCCUUCAUGGUUGGAAUCCAUUGUUCGAGAGAACCGAAUGUACAGUGGUGGCGGCGGCCGUGGAGGUCGAGGCCGUGGCCGCGGAGGUAGCUUUGGCAGCCGAGAUUUCAGAAAGUAUCCACAGCAACAGCAGCAACAAAAUGGUGGUGAUAACUGGUAUCGCGGAAAUGGUGGUGGUUAUGCAUCAGACAUGUACAAUAGUUAUGGUGGAGGUUACGGAAGAGGUCCAUCUAACACAUCAGUACCUGUUCAAUAUCAGAACAAAACAAGCUGGUUUUAAGUAUGUUCAAGCAUUCAAAAAAGAAAUAACCCUAUCUUCAAUUCUUUUCUUAUAUUUCUCUCUGUGCCGUAUCGGUUGACGUUUUGCAUUUUUCCCGUAUCUUUUUUGUUUUUCGCUUUGGGAGGUCGUCCUUCCACACAACAACCCCAGUAUUCUAGUGUCACAGAAACACACUAUUCUCUCUUUCUUCAGCUCAUUCGCUACACCUUCGUUUCAUAUCUGCGAUUCUGCUUAACAAUAACCCUAGUGCCUCUUAUCGUAAAAAGCUUGUAUAGACCCCCCUUUCUUAUCAUAUUUCUUUGCUUCUUCGUGUCUUUUGCUUCUACAGCAUUCUGUCAGUAUCAACUUUUUUUUUCUUUUC
This is a messenger RNA of Umbelopsis ramanniana AG, 2380 nucleotides long. RefSeq lists its product as uncharacterized. Gene Ontology annotation, molecular function: ATP binding; RNA helicase activity; RNA binding. Bases 34 to 2019 code for a protein of 661 amino acids. The record is from RefSeq and is a predicted model, not a curated record. Gene Ontology annotation, cellular component: nucleus. Lineage: Eukaryota; Fungi; Mucoromycota; Umbelopsidomycetes; Umbelopsidales; Umbelopsidaceae. The transcript has 4 exons.